AUGAACACCCAUUUGUACAACACUUUUACUCCGGGCACACGUGAUAAAUCUCUAUCAAGUUUUGAUGGAAAAGUAAAAUCUCAUCCACAAAAGAAAUUGACUUCUGGCCAGCAUUGUUGUGGGAAAGGUCGUAAUAAUAGUGGAAUUAUUACCAUACGACAUAGAGGAGGAGGUCACAAGUGUCUGUAUCGUCAAAUUGAUUUUCGACGGAGUGAGAAAAACAACAUAUUGGGAAAAAUUGUAACAAUAGAAAGUGAUCCUAAUAGAAGUGCAUAUAUUUGUCUUGUGCACUACAAAGAUGGUCAAAAGACAUAUAUUUUGCAUCCGAGGGGGAUUAUGAUUGGAGAUACUAUUCUGUUCGGUCCAAGAGCUCCCAUAUCAAUGGGAAAUGCCCUACCUUUGAGUGAUAUACCUUUAGGCAUGACUAUACAUAAUGUCGAAGUACAAGUCAGAAAAGGCAGACAAUUAGCUAGAGUAGCAGGUGCUGUGGCAGAAUUGAUCGCAAAAGAAGGUCGAUUGACCACAUUAAGAUUACCAUCUGGGGAGGUUCGUUUAAUAUCUGAGAACUGCUUAGCAACAAUUGGACAAGUAGGCAACGUUAAAUGGAAAAAUAGAACUUUAAGUAAAGCUGGGUCAAAACGUUGGCUGGGUAAACGUCCUGAAGUAAGAGGAGUAGUUAUGAAUGCUAUGGAUCAUCCUCAUGGGGGUGGUGAAGGAAGAGCUCCAAUUGAUAGAAAAAAACCCCUGACCCCUUGGGGCUAUAGCGCACUUGGAAAAAAGAGUCGGAAAAGAAAUAAAUAUAGUGAUGUUUCAAUCCUUCGUCGACGUAAGUAAGAAUAGUUGUA
Cryptomeria japonica (Japanese cedar) is the source of this 845-nucleotide messenger RNA. Its product is annotated as large ribosomal subunit protein uL2c-like. Gene Ontology annotation, molecular function: RNA binding; transferase activity; structural constituent of ribosome. Gene Ontology annotation, cellular component: large ribosomal subunit; ribosome. Gene Ontology annotation, biological process: cytoplasmic translation. Lineage: Eukaryota; Viridiplantae; Streptophyta; Pinopsida; Cupressales; Cupressaceae. The coding region runs from base 1 to 834 and encodes 277 amino acids. The transcript has 2 exons. The record is from RefSeq and is a predicted model, not a curated record.